Molecule: messenger RNA, 957 nt
Organism: Paraglomus occultum
Lineage: Eukaryota; Fungi; Glomeromycota; Glomeromycetes; Paraglomerales; Paraglomeraceae
Source: the annotation of a GenBank genome assembly
AUGAAUUCGCUUGGUCGCUCAUCAGUCUUACCUCUGCGUUCUCUUUCUCGCUCUAUUCGCAGUUUUUCCACAUCUCCCUCAUUCUCCAUUCAGAAAAUCACCAUUUAUGGCGCGGGACUUAUGGGUGCGGGUAUAACUCAAGUGGCGGCUCAGAAUGGCCUCAAUGUGACCAUGGUCGACGUAUCCGAUGAAGCAGUACAAAAGGGUAAAAAGAUUAUAGACGCUUCACUAACUCGCGUGGCCAAGCGCAUUCACAAAGACGAUGAGAAAAAACGCACCGAAUUUGUCGAAAAUGCAUGGAAGAACAUCUCAACGUCUACCGAUUCUUCCGCUGCGGCUGUGGAUGCAGAUUUACUUGUCGAAGCCAUUGUGGAGAAGAUGGAUGUCAAACAAAAGUUGUUUUCGCAAUUGGAUAAGAUUGCCAAAAAAAGUGCUAUAUUUGCGAGCAAUACUUCUAGUUUGACCAUUAGCGAAAUUGCCAAGGCGACUAGCAGAGAAGAGAAUUUUGCCGGAUUGCAUUUCUUUAAUCCCGUGCCGCAAAUGAAAUUAGUUGAGGUUAUCAGGACUGACAAGACCAGUAACGACACAUACGAAAAGCUAAUGGAUGUUACAAAGAAAAUGCAAAAGACUCCUGUUACCUGUAAAGAUACUCCAGGAUUCAUCGUUAAUCGUUUGCUGGUUCCUUAUAUACUGGAAUCAAUUCGUCUCGUCGAGCGCGGGGAAGCAACACAUGAAGAUGUCGACACGGCUAUGAAGCUUGGUGCUGGGAUGCCGAUGGGACCGUUCGAAUUAGCUGACUUUGUCGGUUUAUACACGCUUAAAUUCAUUGCCGACGGAUGGCGUCAAGGUGGUAAGAUCGACGCACAUCUCGUUGCACCAAUCAAGACACUCGACGAUUUGGUUGCCCGUAACCAUCUUGGCAGAAAGACUGGAAAAGGUUUCUAUUCAUAUUCAUAG